Cryptotermes secundus is the source of this 2912-nucleotide messenger RNA. RefSeq names its product protein CDV3 homolog. The record is from RefSeq and is a predicted model, not a curated record. The transcript is spliced from 5 exons. Gene Ontology annotation, cellular component: cytoplasm. NCBI's taxonomy places the organism in Eukaryota, Metazoa, Arthropoda, Insecta, Blattodea, Kalotermitidae. Bases 451 to 1230 code for a protein of 259 amino acids.
GUGUAGCUUCGGAACAUGUCAGGAUAUGAAGAAGGCUGCCGUACAAAGCUGAUCUCUUAUACCUACAUUCAUUUGGUGUGGCGAAUGAGUGCAACCCGACAGUACAGCAAGUCGUUACAUAUCUAUCUAUAUGCAUAGCACCGUACCGGAUAUUAAUAAUAAAGCAAUUAGUUUCAUGUAGUCGUACUUAUUCUUAAUGCUAGUAAAUUUAAUUCCACUAUAAUAUAUUAAGUUAAAAUAGUCGAUUUGAGAGAUGUCAUUCGAAUUCGUUGCAUGGACGAUUUGACUAGAAUAUCUUUUGACUCAGUCAUUUGAGAAUGAUUUCCGUAUGAUAAAAGUGGUACACAUGUGGAGGUUUGUUCGUGAGAAAGGAUUAAAUAUAUCAAUACGUUUGUGUUUUAUAUUUGCGUAGUCGCAUUUAGUUUUGCAGCCUAUACCCAGGCAUUCAAGAUGGCAGAUUUAGAUGAUUUCUUUGCUAAGAAAGAUCGCAAGAAAGCGAAGGGAAAGAAGUUCACGACUGCGGAUGAAAUAGCAAAGAAGCUGGAAGAAACGGGUAAAAAAAUAGAAAAAACCAAGAAGGAUAAAGUCAUUCUACCAUCACAGACUUCUGGACAAGGAGAGGAAGAACAAGGAAAUCAGGUUGAAGAAGAUGACGAGUGGAAGGAGUUUGAAGAGGAGAAGAAAGAUUACACGGGUCUUAAGAUUGGAAACCUGCAGAUUGAAGGAGAGGGAAUAUCUGGAGAGGGGGAAGAGGAGGAGGAGCCAGAAAUGGAGGAAAAUGAAGCAGGUGAAAUGGUGCCAAAACGUAAAGUGCAGUCGGGACCUUGGAAGAUGGUGAAUCCUGAAACCCCAGAACCACAGGUUGUGGAGAAGCGGCCAGAGCCACCCACAAGCGGCAGCAGCAGCAGCAGCAGCAGCUCGUAUGUGCCGCCACAUCUACGUAAUCAGCCAAAGGAACCCUCACAUGCUAGUCCGCGAUCAAAGACUAAAACAGCACCGGAUAUCAACAGCGAGGAGUACUUUCCAAGCUUAUCGGCAGCCAAGAGUAUAGAGCCCGCUGGAGCCUGGGGAAGGAGGAAGCGUGAUGAAGGUAGUUUUGAAGAAGUACGUAACAGCAAGUCUCAUUCAAGUCGAUAUUCUGACAUGGCCACGAAAAUGUCUGCAAGUGGUGCAGGCCCCAAGCUGAACCUGGGCAAUAAAUAUGGAGCCCUGAGCUCAGACCAGAGCUGAGCGAAGUGCAUUAGUAGGGAAAUGUGAGCCUGGAAACGAGUAUCUAGUCACAUCCCGUCGCUUUCUUUGGUGUUCUGUUUCAUAGUUGUUGCUCCUGCUUCAAGGGAACUUCAGAAUGGUCUUGAACCUGUCCCGGGCCAUAACAGUGAGGAGUGUUAAGGAUGGUACACAUGAAAAAGCAUGCCCUUAUAUAGUGGAUUUUGGAAUGGAGAUAAUCUUGGUCCAAAAUUCCAGCAUCAAGUGUUAACUAGAAUCAGUGUGUAAAAUAAAACUAAGUACUCGUUUCUUGGGACUGGCUUCCUAUUUAUUUGAUAUCAGGGACCGACUGAGUGUGCGUAUAUGUGAGCUGUUAGCAAAUUGUUACUUUAUUGGGGGGCUGGUAAAGCUUUUAUACAGCAGCCUUGUUCACUGGCGUGCCCAUCUGAUGGUGCCUGCUUCUUGGGGUGAAAAACCCUCUAUAUCACAGUAAAUUCUGUUUAGACCAAGGUAGGAAUUUGAUUGUAAAGGUGCAAUAGAAAUAUGUACAUUUUGUCAUUUGUUCCACAACAUUAUCACUACCAGAAUGCGUUACAUUGCCAGUGGAUUCAACAGGAGUGGAAAGUUGGCAGAAUGAAAUGUUAAGCCAACGAUUGAUAUACUGGAUUUGAGGAUCUCACAGUGGAGACUUAUGGAGUGUAACAACACACAGUCUGGUAGAAGUCUACAUUCUAGAGGAAUAUACUGCCUUCACCUUCAGGCUGCCACGUGCUUCCUACUGGUUUCUUGCUAGCCUUACUCUUUAACCCCGAAGAUGGAUGCAGGAUAUUCAUCUGAAACAUCAGCUUUCUACCAGCCUGUGUGGCGUUACAUCCCAUAAGUUAAUGUCCUUGAUUCAUGCAAUUUAUCAUGUGAAAUUGAACUCCUUUUAUAACGUGCUGUUUCCACAUACUGGUCUAAACAAGUAGCUGUGAUGUACUGAAUGUUUGUUGUAUUGGAGGUCCUUUUGGCAGUGACUAUGAAGGGUACACUCUUUUAACACCAUGUAGUUUGGAAAGAAUUGGACAUUUGAGGGAACAUACUGUCUCCCUCUUUGGGGUCGAAGAAUAGGCCAAGAAAACAGGAGAAGCUUGUCAUCUCCUUUAAACCUUCAAGAUGGAGGUGAUAUGUUCCUCUGAAAUGUUGGGCUCUUCCAAACUACACAGUAUUAUAACACAGACCCUUCAUAGUGAGUGCUUAUUCCACUGCCAAGAUGCACCUGCCAAACCUGUUCGGCAAUGUGGAAUUACUGAAUACUUGUUUUUGUAAAUCUUUUUUUUUCCCCCGUGUUAUGUUUUUUCAGCCAUUUCGUGAGCAGUGCAUGUGAUGGAUGAAUGUAUGUUCUGUUGUAUGUAAGGUUUUUGUAUAAUAUUAUGAACUGGGUAAGUUGGAGGAACCAAGUAACUUCACAACUGCUGUUUUGAGUGGGAAGGAUAUGUGUUAAAAUAAUGGAAAUAAAUCAGAUCACAAAGGUUUUAUAUGUUUGUGCUUUGAAUGUAAGGCCCACAUGAAAUGGUGUGCAGUCAUGUACAGUUUUACAUCAUUGCCAUCAGCAGGGCCAGAAAGGUAUGUUGGGCUUUCAUGGCAGUUGUUGCAAAAUGACUUAUACAUCAGAAAAUUAACCAGAAUCAAUAAAUAGAUGUUGUCAUACAUCUUCUCGUAGAUUA